Auxenochlorella protothecoides is the source of this 465-nucleotide messenger RNA. RefSeq names its product Diphthine synthase. The record is from RefSeq and is a predicted model, not a curated record. The transcript has 3 exons. Gene Ontology annotation, biological process: protein histidyl modification to diphthamide. Gene Ontology annotation, molecular function: diphthine synthase activity. NCBI's taxonomy places the organism in Eukaryota, Viridiplantae, Chlorophyta, Trebouxiophyceae, Chlorellales, Chlorellaceae. Bases 1 to 465 code for a protein of 154 amino acids.
AUGAAUGCCAUUGGGGCGGCGGGGCUGCAGCUUUACCGCUACGGCGAGGCCAUCAGCAUAGUGUUCUUCACAGAGACCUGGAGACCCGACAGUUUCUAUGACCGCAUUGCCGCCAACAAGAAGCUUGGGCUGCAUACCCUGUGCCUCCUGGACAUCAAGGUGAAGGAGCCAUCCUUGGAAGCCUUGUGUCGAGGCAAGAAGAUCUAUGAGCCGCCACGUUUCAUGACCAUCAACACCGCCGUCGAGCAGCUGCUGGAGAUUGAGGCGAACAGGGGCGAGGGCGCCUGCACCCCGGAAAGCAAGGCAGUGGGAGUGGCACGCAUUGGGGCCGACUCCCAGCAGAUCGUCGCCGGCACGCUGGCGGAGCUAGUGGAGGUGGACUUUGGGGCGCCCUUGCACUCCCUUAUCCUGGCAGGGGAGAUGCACCAUAUAGAGUUGGAGGCAUGGGAGCGGCACCGGUUGUGA